Messenger RNA from Rhagoletis zephyria (snowberry fruit fly), 525 nucleotides. RefSeq lists its product as uncharacterized. Gene Ontology annotation, cellular component: late endosome membrane; plasma membrane; lysosomal membrane. Lineage: Eukaryota; Metazoa; Arthropoda; Insecta; Diptera; Tephritidae. The record is from RefSeq and is a predicted model, not a curated record. Gene Ontology annotation, biological process: establishment of protein localization to organelle.
AUGGGUUCAACUACGAUGAAGCCGACCACGUCGAAUUCGAGUACGAGCAGCUCAUCAUCUCACCACACUACCACCACCACUCACCACCCAACGACCACUUCGAAAACUACCACUACCACCUUUGCUCCUACGCCCACCCUGCCGCCCAAUCCGAGUCCCCCAGCCAAGUGGUGGAACGUAGUGUACGACAGCAAUGGCACCAACUGCAUGAUGAUCCGCUUUGCCGCCCAGAUUGACGUCACCUACGUGACGGUGGACAACCGAACGGUGGCCACCGGCUUCGACAUUCCCAGCAAUGCCUCCGUCAACAACGACCUCAGCAUUUGCGACAAGGCCAGCCUCUCCGAGGUGUUUGUGCUCAACUUUGCUUCGCACUCUGGUGCCGAUGGCUACCUGGUGGCCAUCUUCAAGAAGAACGCAAAAACGAACGCCUCCUCGCUCUUUGAGCUGAUGGUCAGCUAUCCAAUCACCAAGGAACUUUUUCCGGGAAUAUCGCCCAAGUUCUAUGGUAAUAACUGUCGUUAA